Molecule: messenger RNA, 858 nt
Organism: Paramuricea clavata
Lineage: Eukaryota; Metazoa; Cnidaria; Anthozoa; Malacalcyonacea; Plexauridae
Source: the annotation of a GenBank genome assembly
AUGGAAUGGAUCGCAGUGACGUUUUCAAAAGCGAGCUUCUUUAAUGGGGUUAUUGCCAUCACAGCUGGCGUUGUUGCAAAUACUUUAUCGGAAUGGAUCAAUUUUGGACCAGUCUCGCCAUUUCUACUAGCGAUUCCGUUUCUGAUUAUGUCCGGGAUGUUAAUUUUGACCAAUUGGGAUGAAAAUUAUGGCGGGAAAUCGAUAAGAUUGGCAGGGCCUUGUAUAGCGAGCCUUCGUUUGAUUGUAACGAACUCAAAAAUUUUGCUAAUUGGUGCGGUGACAUCAUUAUUCGAAAGUGUAAUGUUUGUUUUCGUGUUCCUUUGGACGCCUGUAUUAGACCCGGCUCAACCACCGUUAGGAAUCGUGUUUUCGUGUUUCAUGGCUUGCGUCAUGAUCGGAGGGUUAAUUUUCGACGCCGCAAUUUCGUGGAAAAUUUCACCGAUACGCAUAAUAGAGGUCGCAAUAUUUCUCGGACUCGCGUCAAAUUUGGCAUCGUGCUUUGCGAGUGCGAAUCAUCCGCGCAAGACAUUCUUGGCGUUUCUCCUCAUGGAGUUUGCAUGCGGGUUAUAUUUUCCCGCCAUGAAUUGGUUACGGCAGCGUAUCCUACCCGAGGCUCACCACGCUGGGAUUAUUAAUUGGUUCAGGGUGCCGCUAAAUAUUACUGCAUCGAUCGUGUUGUUGGUGUUGCAUGACACCCACAGCGGGGAAGGGAUUACGGCGAUAUUUGCGUUGUGUUCCGUCCUGAUGAUGAUCGCCGAGGUUUGUACAAUCAAGUUGGCGAUGUCGCUUAACGUUGGUGAUUUUGUAUCAGAUGGACAAGAUAUCGAGAACGAUAAUGGCGGAGAGAAUUUGGUUUAG